Molecule: messenger RNA, 2978 nt
Organism: Cydia fagiglandana
Lineage: Eukaryota; Metazoa; Arthropoda; Insecta; Lepidoptera; Tortricidae
Gene: Bsg25D
Product: blastoderm-specific protein 25D
Exons: 7
Coding region: 192-2978 (928 amino acids)
Biological process (GO): microtubule anchoring at centrosome
Cellular component (GO): centrosome
Source: RefSeq, a predicted model, not a curated record
CCUUUAUUGUCAACGUCAACAAUGAUAAUGUCACCUUGACAUAUGACAUGUAUGCGAUGGGAACGUGACGGAAUUGAUAGCAAUAAUUAUGUCGUUCUUAAUUUAUUUUACUGUUAACUAUGUAAAUUGAAUUAUCGCUAGUAUCCAUUACACGUUAUGCACGUGUAUAUCGUGGAGCACGGGCUGUAGCGAUGGACGACGGGGGUAUGAAUCACUACGAGCAACAGCUGUACACAGUGUUCAAAACGUUCGACGUAGAUAACGCGGAGGCGCUGGACCGCGCGGCCGUGCUGCAGCUGUGUGACGCGUUGCAGCUCGAGGGCCGCGGCGCCGCGCUGGUGGAGUCGCUGUUCGAGCGCCGCGCCGAGCGCGUCACCUUCGCCACCUUCCGCAACGGGCUGCUCGGCGUGCUCGGCGCCGAGCCCGCGCCCGAGCCCAGCGACGACGACUCCUCCGGCCGCGAGGUCGCGCCCAAGUUCGUCUUCGGCUCCAAGAAGUACGGGCGCCGCUCGCGGCCAGUCCGCGCCGACGACGCCGCCGCCGCGCCGCGCGCCGCCUCCGCCUCGCGCCUCGACGCCGACGCCGGCGCACGGCCCCGCAUGCGCUACAAGCGCAGCGCCUCCGCCAUGGAGGCCCGCACUCCUCCGCCGGACCUCCUCGACCACGAGCGGCGCAUAGACCGCGCGCAGGCCGCCGCGCUGUGCCGCGACCUUCACAUGGACUCGAUCGAUCCGCGCCUCGUCGACCGCAUCUUUGACGACGCGCCGGAGGAAGAGACGACCGUAGGCGAAUUCUUUGAUAGGCUUAAUGCGGCUCUGACGCCACUAGCGGCGGGCGAGAGUACGGCGCCGCCUGCCAUACCGCCACCCGAUCCGCCUGACGGAGAGGACGACGCGGAGGGUGCGGUGACCGGCGAGGCGAUCGCCGAGGCCUGGGAGCGCGCUGGCGUGCGCCGUCCACGCCGGCUCCUAGCCGAGCUCGGCUUCACCGCCACUACUUUGAGUCCUGCCGAGUUGGAACGUGCGUUAGAUGACGAACUACGCGCGCUGCCGGCGCGUGAGGAGCGCGACGCGCGACCGAUACUGCAACAAGCGGCACUGGCCCUCAGCCGCCUCCGACGCGUCAGCGCUCGUGCGCGCGCCGCCGCCGCCGUAGCUGAGCGCGACAAGCUCCGCGCCGACCUCGCCGAGGCCAAUCGACGCGCGCAGCUCCUCGCCCAAGACGUAGAUGAAAACCAUGCUCGCUUAGAAGCGGAGCGGCAGGCGGCACUUCGCCUGUUAGAAGCGCGGCACGCGGAGACCACGCGCGCUGUCAGCAACGAGGCUGCCGCGGAGCGAGAGCGGGCCGCGACGGUUCGCGCCGAACUAGAAGCUGAAGUGGCGCGACGUGGAGAUGUAGAGGCGAAGCUGCGUGCCGAGCUAACGGCGCUGCGGCUGCGAUCAGAACAGCUGGAGCGACGUGUGAGCGCAGCGGAAGAGAGAGCUACCGUAGCAGAACGCGAGCGAGCGCGGAUGGAAGAGGAGGCCCGCGAGGCAGCGGCGCAAGCUGGACGGGCGGUGGAAGAGCGUCGUGUAGCCAGCGAGGCGCUGGAGCGACAAGUGCUGGAGCUACGCGAGGAGUGCUCGUUGCUACGGGACCGCGCAGACGAGCUGCAGGCCGGGCUCGAGGCGCGCCGCGGCGCCGCGCCGCCGCCCGCCGCCGCCACCUCGUGGCGUGACGAGGCCGAGCUCGCGGCCGAUGCCGACGCCGCGCUCGACAGGAUCGAAGAUUGCGACUCGUCGCCGCCCAGCAUUGAGCGCCUAGUCUUCCAAGCGGACGCCGCCCGCCGCCUCCGAUCAAUCGCAGACUCAUUAUCACCAGAGUGCACGCGCUGCGCGGCCGCAGCGGCGGCGUUACGGGGGUUGAGCGACUCGCCGGCGGCGCGGGGGCUAAAUGAAGCGACGGCGGCGCGGGGGUUCAGUGAGUCGGUUGAAGCCGCUGUGCAGACGGAGGAAAAUGACGAAGGACAGCGCAUUGAAGAGCUCCAGAAGAAACACGAGGCGGAGAAGAAUGACUUGAAUAAUUUGAUCGCUGAACUAGAAACCAGUGUGGAGGCUCUCCGCGAGGAAUACGAGCGCUGUGAGGAGUACUGGGCGGGCAAGCUAGCGGACGAGCGAUCACUGGCCGCCGACGAGGCGGCGGCGAGCGACGCUCGCCUGAGCGAGCUACUCGCGCGAGUGGCGGAGUAUGAGGCGCAGUUCAAGCCGAGGUUGCCGGCGCUGCAUGAGAGCGAGCUGGAGCCGCAGUACGAGCAGCUGGCGCAGGAGUUUGACGCGUUCAAAAUAGAAGCGGCUCGGGCGCUGACGGCGGCGCGCGCCGACGCCGACAAAACGCGCGAGGAGCUAGAAAAGGCGAGGACGGCGCCUCCACCCCCUUGUACCUGUCGACAGAAAACUCCGCCGGCACCGCGGCCCGCCUCCGACGGCGACCAGCGUUUAGUGGGUUCGCAUCCACCGGGGCCGGGUGACAUGUCGCGGCGCAGCGUAUCGGCGGGCGCGCUGGCGCACGCCGCGCACCAUGUCGGCGGCGGCGGCGGGGGCGGCGGGGUCGGCGGGGGCGGCGGGGAAUCGAAGUUUACAGCGUGGAUUCGGUACGUCGGAUCAUACUUCGAGGGGUGUACACCUACGUGGGCCGGACCGGACGACAUUUACUACCGGUCCGACCCCAAAAACGCGAAAAAAUAUAUGUCUCCGCAUACGUUUCGGAUAAUAAUGUGGGGUCUCGUCCAGGGCGCCUGCUCGUGCGCGGCGCUGGCGGCGGCGUGGCGGCGCGCGGCGGCGGCGGAGGGCGCGGGGCUGCGCGCGCGCGCCGCGCACGCCGAGCGCGCCGCCGCGCGCCUGCUCGCGCGCCUGCAGGCCGCCGACGCGCUCGUCGCCGAGCUCUACCGCGAGAACUGCCAGCUGCAGACCCACGCUCGCCCCGAGCCCCGGCUGCUGUGA